Molecule: messenger RNA, 1539 nt
Organism: Torulaspora delbrueckii
Lineage: Eukaryota; Fungi; Ascomycota; Saccharomycetes; Saccharomycetales; Saccharomycetaceae
Gene: CLN3
Product: cyclin CLN3
Exons: 1
Coding region: 1-1539 (512 amino acids)
Biological process (GO): regulation of cyclin-dependent protein serine/threonine kinase activity; mitotic cell cycle phase transition
Cellular component (GO): cytoplasm; cyclin-dependent protein kinase holoenzyme complex; centrosome
Molecular function (GO): cyclin-dependent protein serine/threonine kinase regulator activity
Source: RefSeq, a predicted model, not a curated record
AUGAAACAUGUCAUGGAUAUAGUUGGUGUCGAUCUUGGGUAUAUGGCCCGUGUGAGAAGAACAGUAGCUCAUUUGAAAUCGCAAGAGGUCAAUUUGAUCACUAGAGAGGCCGCUAGUCAUGAGUUCUCUGUAUUGGAGUACAGUAAUCAUCUGUUGAAUCAUUUGAUUAACUUGGAGCGUAAUGACGGGCAGCACGUGAUCUCAAGGCCUAACAUAGUUACAUUUGAGUCCCAACCGCAGAUCAAUGCCAAGAUGAGGCUAUUGAUCUUUGAUUUUCUCAUGUGUUGUCAUACUAGGUUGGGUCUUUCGAGCUCUACGUUGUUCUUAUGCUUUAAUAUAUUGGAUAGGUAUACUUCCAAAUAUAUUGUCAAGAGUUGUAACUACCAGCUAUUGGCAUUGACCGCUCUGUGGAUCAGCUCCAAGUUUUGGGAUUCAAAGAACCGUAUUACGUCUUUGAAACAUCUGACCAAACUAUGUUGUAAACAGUAUUCAGCUCAACAAUUCAAGGAGAUGGAAUUACAUCUCUUGAAAUCUUUGAACUGGUCCCUAUGUCAAUUUGCUACUCAUGAUUCGUUCAUCGAUUUGUUAUUAUUUAUGAAGGACAAUAAGACUGUUUCACCACAGAUUUUGCAUGAAAACAAUUUGAACGUUGAUCUGAUUAAAUUUGGCUCGAUGAUGCUCUGUGAAUUAGCAUGCUUUGAUAUCAAGUUGUCGUUCAACUGUUCUGCUUCUCAAAUUGUUUUGGCCGCUAUCACCCUCACUACUUUGGCCAUCAAAUUUGAUGAUUUGAAUCAGUGGGAAGAUUUGGAUUUAGUUGGCAAUGAUGCCAAUUUGAUUAGAGUUUGUCACUCGCUAUUGGCUUUAGUACUUAAAACUGAUUCCCUGCCUUCAAGUUUCAAAUUCAAAUAUAUCAACGAAGGUAAAACUACAAGCGAAAAAAUCCUGAAAGCUUUACAAAACUACUUCAUCCAACUUCAAAUGGAACAAUUCUACCGUUCUCAAGAGUUUGAGACUCUACAACAAAAUACUCUAACGUCAUAUGAAAAACGUAAUGACUUUAAUGAUAACGAAAAAAAUAAAGAUGAUGUUUCAACAACGGGAGUCCAAACCAUGGGUCAAUCAUUCGACCAUUCAUUUGCAUCAAACACUUCAAAUAUAGCAUCUUCCCAUUCGGCAACGACUCCGCCAGCAAUGGCAUCAUCUUCUGCAUCACCAUUUGCAUCGCCUUUUAUGGCUCAUGAUUUAUUCACGAAUACUCCGGACUCUUCAACGACACCUGCCGGUGACAGGUCUUUAUUAUCCUUCUCAAGAUCUACAACCACAUCCUCGGGGCUUUUGCCAUUGACCCCAACUACCCCAACGCUCUUACAGAAUAAGAUGGCUGCCAUAAAGAGGAGAUCAAUGGCCGGUCGUAACCUCAUGGCACCCUCCCGCACAAACACCGAGGGUACCGAAAAGUUUGUCAAGGGUCAUAGAAAGAGAGCCUCUUCAAGUAUGGACAUCGAUUUUUUCGAAAACGAUGUUGCCCUUAAGCGUUAA